CCGAAUUCCGAACUGAAAAACCGAAUUAUUAUAAUUGCAAGCUCUAAAUGGUAGAUUUUUAUGUUUCUACUUAUUAUGAGACUUAAAUAUUUGAAUCAUGUUAGUGUUUUAUGACUUAUGUAUUGAAAUGUUUAAUUUUAUCAUUGAUGAUGCAUAUUUAUUGUUUGCAUUAGGGGUGAAAAAUAAUUUAAAAAAGAGAAGAUACAAGUUAACCUCACUAUUUCGGUUUUGUAUGAAAAACCGAACCGAACCGAAUUAUAAUUCGGUUUGAACCGAACGAACCGAAUUAUAAUUCGGUUUGAGGUUUGAUAGAAUUCGGGGACCUGGUAUGCAUAAUUUUGGUUCGGUUUGAACUGAACCGACCAAAUGCCCACCCCUACUCACUGGAAGACUUCUGGGCAUGGAGAUUCACUGAUCAUGGCUGCUUCACGGGUAAGUCGGCCUUCUUUCUCUUCCACCAACGUAUCAGAAUGAUUGAAGGACACAUGAUUUGUGUUCUGUCGAGAACAAGGAUCGAUGGAAACGGUUAUGGAACCUCGCUAUUCCCCCUAAGCUCAAAUUCUUUGUGUGGAAAAUUUCUAGAGGUGCCCUAGCCUCGAAAGAAAACCUACACAUGAGAAAGUGCUCCCCUAGCAUGAGUUGCCCGCUUUGUGUCCAUCCGAUCGAGUCGAUUCACCACUGCUUGUUUGCAUGCCCCCAUGCAAAUGAAGGUUGGAAAAAGGAAUGGCCUACGCUCCCCCACCCUAAUCCAAGUAUCCCGUUCCUGGAAUGGCUGCAUGCACUGACGUCCAGGUACCCGAUCUGCUCUAUCCAGAAGAUUAUUUUCCUCCUUUGGCAGACUUGGAAGUCAAGAAACGAGCGUAUCUUCAAAAACACCACCCCAUGGCCCCCAUCGACGAUCUCUAAGGCAGCCUCUGCUCAUCAACAAUGGACCUCCUGCCCCAAGAGGUCACCCACUGCUACUCUCCCUACUAAGCUUAUCCCACCACCGAAUCUAGCUUCACCACCGCCAAGUUCUCAUGAUUUUGAGAUACACUGCGACGAGUCAAUCUUCAGGGACCCCCAGGAGGUGGCUUUUGGCGUCGUUGUCAUGAACAGCCAUGGUCAAGUGUGUGACGGUAAGGCUGAGUCCCUGCAUUGUUUCUCCCCUAUUGAAGCGGAAGCUAAAGCUCUGGAGGAAGGCUCGCGUUUGGCUGCUUCCCUUCGCUCACCAUGCCUUGUUCACUCGGACUGCUUGACUCUUGUUAAAGCGCUCAGCGAGCAUCGGACGACAUGGCCUUGGCGAGCGGCAGCUUGGAUUGGAAGUAUCAAGCAAACGCUGGAUAACAGCCCGAUGAUUCGGAUCAAGCACAUUGGUCGCAAGAGAAACUCAAUGGCAAACUGGGUAGCUAGGUCUUGCGCCAAGAACACUUUACCCACUGAAUGGGUUCAGAUUCUUGACGUUGUAUCCCCCCUUCUGUAACACUUGGCUUUUGCAACAAUGAAAUGGAAAUGCAAUGCCCUCUUGUAAAAAAAAAUGUUGUGGCCACAAAUCAAUAAAGGAAGACACAGGACAAUCGUGGGGAUUACGGAAGCUUGCACGCUUGUUGGGCAUAAAUCAAGAAACAGACCCACUGUCAUAUUUGGCCCCACAACGUUGCGGAGUAAAGGAGACUAAUAUCGCUCUGCAGGCCUACGGUUCCUUCUAUUUCCGUCUCGCUCAAGGUAAAACAUUGAUGUGGUGUAUUAUUGUUGUUGCGUUUUGUUUCAGCCAAGAAACAAGGUGACCGUCGAUCUGUGAAAGGGUGGGGAUGGCCCCCUGUAUCUACACUCCGACGAUCAACAUUAGUCUUACGAUAUGAAAAUAGAAAGAACCAAUGUAGAGAGAGAUAUGAUAUGUCAAAAUGAGGAGAGUAGAAAAAGAGAUCCCUUACUUGGAAGAUCUUGGAGCAUAUUUAUAGGUAAAGUCCUGUGAUACUUUGUUGGCCUUCAGUUGGACCUUGUGAUGUUUCAUGGGCUUGGGUCCAUAUGUGCUUACCAUACCAUAUUUACUAUUCGGUUGGGCUAUGCCAUAUUUACACCCCAACAAUUGUCCCCUAGUUAGGUAUUCAGUGGUACACUGAAUGCCUAACUAAAAGUCUUCGUGUUGUCAAACUUUUGUGGUUUCUACGUCCGACGUUCGAUGUAUGUGCACCUCUUUGUACUCUGGUUGGUUGCCUCGUGCCCCCAACAUCAUGCUGAUUGAACAACUCACAACAGAGAGUCAGAGACUAUGAAAAGACUGAGCAAUAUAACAUAAUAUGACUCACAACAUAGUUAGAGAUAUAACUCAAGCAAUGUAAAAAAUUAUUUAUUGCACUUCUCAUGUCUAACAAGGUUACGUCAUUUUUGGCGCAUAAUUGAAGAUUGUUUGUUUGCCUUAGAAAAAUACUGAAUGUGCAUGCACAUGUUAUCCCCAACUGUCCCCCAGUUAGUCGGCCAGUGGUGCACUGGACGGUUAAAUAAAGUCUCCCCACUUGUCAAGUUUCACGCAAGAACCUUUGGUGUUUUGUCCCCCGGUUUGUAUCCCCAUUAUCAUAUUGAUUACACAAUAAUGAUCACAAUAGACUAAGUGAUGCAACAAUUUGAUUCAUACAAUAACCAGGAAUGUAACUCGAGUAGGGAUAGAAAAUACUUAGCUUACUUUUUGACAUGUCUCGUUGGGGCUAGAAUUGGAGUGCCUAAAACAUAAGCAUUGGUGUCCGCAUUGGAACGUCAGUUUGCCUUAGGCGCCAUCAUUUUCCUUUUUCAAAUUGAUGACGUGCUCUCUAUGUGUUGAUUUGGCGUACCAAGUGUAUGGAGUACGCUUGAAACAAAAAAAAGUUUCCACAAGGAUACUAAGUAGUGCAUUAGAAUUAGAAUUUGACUCAUGCAAAGUUAACUCGAUAAGUGAUGGAAAAUACUUAGCUUAGCCUUGGAAGUGCUUCCUUGGUGCAUUCCAUAUGUACCAUAGUGUUUCCCUUUAGCUUGUUGGUAUGCACCUAUUCCUCAACACUUUUUUGAAUGCCUUUGAAUUAUGGUGUUGCAUGUUCCUCUUAGUGUGGAGAUGAUCUCGACUCAUGGCAUUAACUUUGUUUUGAGUGUAAAAGUCUGCAUUGAUGCCCUCGACUAGUCAAUCACGGGGAGCUUUGGCAUGGAUCUUUUACUUUUAAUUGAGACAUGCUCUCAUUAGUUUGCCUGUUAUUGGAGUGCUAAACUUGUAGUAGCUAAGCGCCCUUUUUGUAAUAAGGGCGCAUGGCUGGU
Molecule: messenger RNA, 3261 nt
Organism: Linum trigynum
Lineage: Eukaryota; Viridiplantae; Streptophyta; Magnoliopsida; Malpighiales; Linaceae
Source: the annotation of a GenBank genome assembly